AUGACCAGCGCGUUUCUUGCUUCUGUGGGUUCAGAUUCAGCGUACAGCUUCAACUCUCUUCGCUCAUCAGUAUCUCUACGCAAAUCAUUCAGCAGAGAAGGAUCCGAAAUUUACCAAGGGCGUGUGGGAAGGCUGGAGGUGGAGGAAAUCUCGGCGAUCUUCCGAAAGCUUGACCUUGACAAGGAUGGAAGAGUAAGCGACGGGGAGCUGGUGCGAGGGAUGAAGCACACACCUCAAGUCGCCAUUAGAUUUCUGCAGAGCGACAAUCCUGUCCUGCGAGUGCUGGCAGACAAAGCAAGCGAAGGGAAGCUAAGCGCGGAUGGUCUUGAGAGUUUUACCUUGCAAGAUUUUACGGAUCUGUGCAGCAAGACGAGCGAUCGGAGUCAAGUCUGCGUGAGGUUCAUCGGGAGACAUGGGCUUGACGAACAAGUUUGCUUCAUCCCUUCGAUGACUAGCUCCGCUAGCUUUUCUCGGUUCCAAGCGACGACAGUUCCAUACGAUCCGACGGGAGUGGAGGAUCAAGUUCGAGACAGAAGCCUGGCAAGCAAGGACUUCAACGACGGACAAGGACAGGAGAAGGACCUGGCGGUUCGAAUGCUAGCAAGCAAGCAACAUGAGCUUGUCACAAGGUUGCAAGGGGCCGUGAGGGACGGAGAAAGAGACGCGCUGCGUAUCAAGAAGCUGGAGGAAGCGCUCUCAGCCGAGGCUGAAGCCCGACGGGAUCUCGAAGUGCACCUGAGGACGGCACACAAGCUGGAGAUGGAGAGGGUCAUGGCAACACACUCGAACGAAGAGGCGAAGCUGCGAGAGGUCAUGAAUGUGGAGAUGGAGGAAAUGGUUGCUGCGUAUGAGGUGCAGCUCGCGGAUAUUAGGACGAGCAGUGCGGAAGAAAUCAAAGAGCUAAGAACAGCAGCGGAAGCGAAAGUUGCGAGCUUGGAGAGCCAGGUUGAGGAACUGAAGAAGAAACUGGAGGAGGAGGUGACAUCGCUAGCGGCCGCAAACGAAGCGCUCGAGAAGGUCAGGGAUGAGAAGGCCAAGUUGGAGGACGACAAAGCGAUCAAAGGGCGGGCUAUCAGUCAGCUGCAGGAGGCAGAGAAGCUUCUGAAAGCAACAGUCUCUGACUUGUCACAAGAGGCAGAAAAAUUGAAGAGAAUCAGCGAGGAGCAGAAGUUGGAGCUUGAGCAGCUAGAACAGCAGCUAGAGCAAGAGAGGAAGGAAAGCGCGAUGCUGGCGCAAAGACUGCAGGAUGUGUCGCAGGCGUACGAGACUUUCGGCGAGAGGCGGAAGGAGCUUGAGCAGGUGAUCGCCAGUCACGAGGAAGUUGAGGACAGGAAGGAUGCAGCUGUAUCGGAGGCGCUCAAGAUCGCGCGCGAGGCGAUCGGGGAGCGAGACGAGCUGGCGAGGAAGCAUCGGUCGAUCCUGGCUGAGCUCAAGGUGCAAGUGAACAUCAGCAAAGCCAAGGAUGGAGUGCUGACCCUCGAGGCUCUUCGCCGAGUCGUCGAAGUGAUCGGAGAAGACGUGGGGAACCCUGACGACUCGCUGAUGCUGCGAUGUGAGGAGAUACAGGAAGCCAGGGAAGAGAAGCUCGAAGAGCUUCAGGUCAGCACGAGGACCGAAGAUCAGGCAGAGGAGGAAGAGAUUCUGCCAUCAGGAGCUGACACGGUGACGUUAUCGGACCCUCAGGACGAGGGGGACGAGUCUGCAGGAGUGAAAGCAUCCUCCGCUACCAGAAGAACCUUCGGAAGGUUUCACGCUACUUCGCGAUCGACUUAA
Messenger RNA from Guillardia theta CCMP2712, 1773 nucleotides. RefSeq lists its product as hypothetical. NCBI's taxonomy places the organism in Eukaryota, Cryptophyceae, Pyrenomonadales, Geminigeraceae. The transcript is spliced from 7 exons. Gene Ontology annotation, molecular function: calcium ion binding. The record is from RefSeq and is a predicted model, not a curated record. The coding region runs from base 1 to 1773 and encodes 590 amino acids.